UCCUUUUCGUGUAAAUGGGAAAUAGCGCAAAGGGUGAGCCAUUUUCCGGCGGGUUGUGAAUAUAGUUGUUCUGGUUAUUUAGACAGUUUUGAAGUGUAAUCGAAGUAAUUUGUUUAAAAAGUAUCUUUGGCAAUCAUAUUUUUUAUUAAAAGUAACCCAGAACAGCCAUGUCAGAAAGAGAAGAUAGUGUUUACAAGGCAAAAUUGGCAGAGCAGGCAGAACGUUAUGAUGAAAUGGUAGAAGCAAUGAAGAAAGUGGCUUCUAUGGAUGUCGAACUUACAGUUGAAGAAAGGAAUCUUUUAUCUGUUGCUUAUAAGAAUGUUAUUGGUGCUCGAAGGGCUUCAUGGAGGAUAAUUAGUAGUAUUGAACAGAAAGAAGAAAGUAAAGGUACUGAAGGCAAAAUUGAAUUGGUCCGUCAAUAUCGUAUCCAGGUUGAAAAUGAGCUACGUGAUAUUUGUCAAGAUAUCUUGGAUGUUUUGGACAAACACCUUAUACCUAAUGCAACAACUGGAGAAUCAAAGGUGUUUUACUACAAAAUGAAGGGUGAUUAUCAUCGUUACCUUGCUGAGUUUGCUACAGGGAAUGACAGGAAGGAAGCUGCUGAAAACAGUUUGGUGGCAUAUAAGGCUGCUAGUGAUAUUGCCAUGACUGAGCUACCACCAACUCAUCCAAUACGCUUGGGUCUUGCUCUUAACUUUUCAGUCUUUUAUUAUGAGAUCCUUAACUCGCCAGAUAGGGCAUGUCGUCUUGCUAAAGCUGCUUUUGAUGAUGCUAUUGCUGAACUUGACACACUCAGUGAAGAAAGCUACAAGGACUCCACCCUCAUCAUGCAGCUUCUAAGGGAUAAUUUAACUCUAUGGACAUCUGAUAUGCAACAUGAUGGGGAAGGAGAAAACCAAGAGAAACAAAAGGAACAGGUUCAAGAUGUUGAGGAACAAGAUGUCUCAUAAACUUGCACUCCUUGCUCAUCUAGAUCUGUUGCAAUUACUUUACAUGUAUUCAUCCUCCUGCAUCAUAAAGAUUUGUAUUCACUGUGGUCAUCUUGUAUUUUUUUUUUACCCCCUUGCAUCAUAUGAUUCUGUGAAUAGUGCUAAAUGCCAGCCAAGCCCAUGGUGACGAUCUUGCUGCUCAGCCUAGAAUUAUUUGGAUGUGUUACUCCUCCAGUUUUGUAUAUGAUUUGAUCAAAAGCACCUUUUUUAUAUUUUGGUACACCAUUCGACAUCUUUGUGUGUGUGUGUGUGUGGUGUAUGUCUUUAUUAAACAUUAAGUAAAUGUAUUUCUUUGGGAGGGGAUGUCUGGUAACUCGUAAAGGUUGCAAGUAAUUUAACUUCUUUUAUAAUCAACUGGGAUCUGUUGUAAUUAAGGAAAAAUCUAUCAUGUUUUUCUGACUUAUCGUUUAAUAUUCAAAUAGUUUUUGGUGAUUAGCUUUAAUGCUUUUGCAUUAGUGUUAGUUAUUUUUUUCUCUUUUCACAGAUUGUGUAGUUGGGGUUUAAAAAAGAUUGACAAAUUUCAUGUAUUACAGAAAACUAAUAAUUGUUCUUUUUUCUCACUCCUUUUUUUUUAGCAAAUUGGGUAUUAACAAUGGUUUAAAGUAACUUAAUAUCUUCAGAAUUUGACAUGUACUUAAAGUUGAUUCAUAAUGUGUAAUUUUUAUAUAUAUAUGUGUAUUGAUAAUAUGCAGUCUACAAAUUUUUGUGGGUUUGUAUUGUAGUUUUGCAAUUGGGAAGUUUUUGCUUUUUUUUAUAUUUUUAAAGUUAGAAAAAUUAUAGUGUAAAAAAACUAUCUUCUCAAAGUAGUUGAAGUUCUAAUGUCACUUAAUUAUGGUUUAAAAAUUAGCAUCUAGUGGUAGAUUCAUACAAAUCUAGAUAGAAAUUUUCUGUAAUAGUUAGAGCUUUGAACAAAUAAUGUAAAAGAAGAUUACAAGAAGUGAAGAGUUAUUAAUUUCAUUAACAUUUAGGGUUACUUUUUAUUAAUUUACAAAAUGUGUAAAGCAUAAAUAUUUGUGCUUAACUUACAAGCUGUUUGAGGUUGUACGCAAAACACAAUAAUUAAAUAAACAUCAUUUCUUUAAGACUGUCA
Limulus polyphemus (Atlantic horseshoe crab) is the source of this 2079-nucleotide messenger RNA. Its product is annotated as 14-3-3 protein epsilon-like. Gene Ontology annotation, biological process: signal transduction. Lineage: Eukaryota; Metazoa; Arthropoda; Merostomata; Xiphosura; Limulidae. The transcript is spliced from 5 exons. The record is from RefSeq and is a predicted model, not a curated record. Gene Ontology annotation, cellular component: cytoplasm. Bases 168 to 950 code for a protein of 260 amino acids.